Melospiza georgiana is the source of this 1748-nucleotide messenger RNA. Its product is annotated as nascent polypeptide-associated complex subunit alpha, muscle-specific form-like. The transcript has 3 exons. The record is from RefSeq and is a predicted model, not a curated record. The coding region runs from base 1 to 1074 and encodes 357 amino acids. Lineage: Eukaryota; Metazoa; Chordata; Aves; Passeriformes; Passerellidae.
AUGCCGGGGGCCGUGUCCCUGUGCUGGCCUGAGACCCCCGCGGGGCUUGGUGCUGCUGGGCACUGCCAGACCCCAAACCCUUUAUCCUCCCUUUAUCUCCCCUCGGGGUACCCCAAACCCUUUAUCCUCCCUUUAUCUCCCCUCGGGGUACCCCAAACCCUUUAUCCUCCCUCCAUCCUCCCCUCGGGGUACCCCAAACCCUUUAUCCUCCCUUUAUCUCCCCUCGGGGUACCCCAAACCCUUUAUCCUCCCUUUAUCCCCCCUCAGGGUACCCCAAACCCUCCAUCCUUCCUUUAUCCUCCCCUCGGGGUACCCCAAACCCUUUAUCCUUCCUUUAUCCUCCCCUCGGGGUACCCCAAACCCUUUAUCCUUCCUUUAUCUCCCCUCGGGGUACCCCAAACCCUUUAUCCUUCCUUUAUCCCCUCUCGGGGUACCCCAAACCCUUUAUCCUCCCUUUAUCUCCCCUCGGGGUACCCCAAACCCUUUAUCCUCCCUUUAUCUCCCCUCGGGGUACCCCAAACCCUUUAUCCUCCCUUUAUCACCCCUCGGGGUACCCCAAACCCUUUAUCCUCCCUUUAUCUCCCCUCGGGGUACCCCAAACUCUUUAUCCUUCCUUUAUCUCCCCUCGGGGUACCCCAAACCCUUUAUCCUCCCUCCAUCCUCCCCUCGGGGUACCCCAAACCCUUUAUCCUCCCUUUAUCCUCCCCUCAGGGUACCCCAAACCCUUUAUCCUUCCUUUAUCUCCCCUCAGGGUACCCCAAACCCUUUAUCCUUCCUUUAUCCUCCCCUCGGGGUACCCCAAACCCUCCAUCCUUCCUUUAUCUCCCCUCGGGGUACCCCAAACCCUUUAUCCUCCCUCCAUCCUCCCCUCGGGGUACCCCAAACCCUCCCUUUAUCCUCCCCCAGCUCUGGGUACCCCAAAGCCUCCAUCCCUCACCCCAGCAGCCAGGGGGGCACAGAGAGGGGGGGUCUUGGUGCCUUUCCCAGCACUUCCCCCUCACUCCAGAGAAUUCCACACGUGCCCGAUCCCACCUGGAGGGAAAAGCCCCCGAGGUCCAGCCAGAGCUGCCCUAAAUCCUCAUUGCCCAAAAGCAAAGACCCCUCUCCACAGUGAGGAGGGGGCUCCUCUCCCAAGCCCCCAUCUCCCAGAGGGGUGGGGGUCCCUGAGCCCCUGUGGGAGGGGGAUUCUGCCCUCCUGCCUGGCUGGGGUUUGGCUGCAGGAUGGGGAAGGGCUGGGGAUCAAACCCCCCUUUCCUUUGCCCAGGCCUGGCAGGGGGACCCGGGGCAGCCCCUGCACCCUCGGCCCCAGGCUUUGCUUUCCUUCUCUUCCCUGGCUGUAAGCAAUAUGUUUUCAGGUUGAAACGGGGGUGGGGGUGGGAAAAGGGGGAUGAAAACAACUGACAAAAACCCGGGUAGAGCUCCCAGAUUAAUUUUACUGUACAAAGUUCUGUGCUCGCGGCCCUGGCUGCACAGUAGCUUUAGAGUCCAGUUGUUUUCCUAAUAUUUUUUAUUCUAAUUUAAUUGCUUUUAAAUUUUCCAGGCCAAGCAACUGUUUGGAAACACCAUGCUUGUUUUAGUGCUUUCUGUUGGAGUUGGCCAGCUCUUCCUGUACAUAUGUUGGUUUUUUUUUUCUUAUAUCCUGUUUUUUUUUUCUUCUUUGUUUUGUAAAGAGAAAAGAAAAAAAAAAAACAAAACAAACAAAAAAAAAAGAAAAUUAUUUUUCUUUCCCUCAGUACACAUUCUUCAAA